AUGAGUAGCGAUAUGAGUAAAACUAAGAGUAGCUCAAAGUUGAAAUUUUGUACCGUGUGUGCAUCUAAUAAUAACAGAUCCAUGGAAUCUCAUAAAGUCUUAAAGGAAGCAGGAUACGAUGUUUCCAGUUAUGGUACUGGUAGUGCUGUUAGGCUACCGGGUCUCUCUAUAGAUAAACCUAAUGUUUACCCUUUCGGCACGCCUUAUAACGAUAUAUACAAUGACCUACUUUCUCAAAGUGAAGAUAGGUACAAACAGAAUGGAUUAUUAGAGAUGCUUGAUCGUAACAGAAAACUAAAGAAGGCCCCUGAAAAGUGGCACGAGGGAAAAAAGGUUUUUGAUUUUGUUUUCACUUGUGAAGAAAGAUGUUUUGAUUCGGUUUGUGAGGAUUUGAUGAACCGUGGUGGUGUAAUGAACUUAAUAGUCCAUGUCAUUAAUGUUGACAUAAAGGAUGAUAAUGAAAACGCCAAAAUUGGUGGGCGAGCAAUAUUACGAUUGGCCGACAUGCUAAAUGCCAAAGUUUCAGAAUGUGAAAGAAAUGGUACGCAGUUUGAAGAUCACAUGAUGGAUGUAUUUACGGAAUGGCAACAAGAGCAUCCAAAAUUACCAUUAACGUACUCCGCAGCAUAUUAUUAA
This is a messenger RNA of Kluyveromyces marxianus DMKU3-1042, 636 nucleotides long. RefSeq names its product RNA polymerase II subunit A C-terminal domain phosphatase (gene SSU72). The coding region runs from base 1 to 636 and encodes 211 amino acids. The record is from RefSeq and is a predicted model, not a curated record. Gene Ontology annotation, molecular function: RNA polymerase II CTD heptapeptide repeat phosphatase activity. Gene Ontology annotation, cellular component: nucleus; mRNA cleavage and polyadenylation specificity factor complex. The transcript has a single exon. Gene Ontology annotation, biological process: termination of RNA polymerase II transcription. NCBI's taxonomy places the organism in Eukaryota, Fungi, Ascomycota, Saccharomycetes, Saccharomycetales, Saccharomycetaceae.